Messenger RNA from Cyprinodon tularosa, 2140 nucleotides. It is a transcript of the gene ska3, whose product is annotated as spindle and kinetochore associated complex subunit 3. Gene Ontology annotation, cellular component: spindle microtubule; outer kinetochore. The coding region runs from base 121 to 1926 and encodes 601 amino acids. Lineage: Eukaryota; Metazoa; Chordata; Actinopteri; Cyprinodontiformes; Cyprinodontidae. The transcript has 11 exons. Gene Ontology annotation, biological process: chromosome segregation; mitotic cell cycle. The record is from RefSeq and is a predicted model, not a curated record.
AAAUUCCUCGCAGCGGUGAGAGAAGGUAAACAAACGAGCUGUGUCCAAGUGUCCGGACUUUUAUUUGUUUAUUGUUUUUUUUUUUUUAUCGCUAUCAAAGUUUUUAUCACAUUACCGAAAAUGGAUCCGACCAGAGGGUUUUUCUCCAAGCUAAGGAAGAUGGCGGUUAAUCUGGAGACAGAAACUGAGAGGCUAAAGCAAGUUUAUGAGAACCGAAGCACUGAGGAUGGAGACAGCGACCUGGGAGAAACAAACGUCCAAGCGAUGCGAACAUUCCAUGAAGUGAACGGAGAGGUUACAGAUCUUAAGAGCCAGCUACAGGAAGAGCUAGCUCAACAAAAACAACGAGAGAACGAGGUCAGCAGCUUCAUUAAGGCCUGCAGAGUGAUGCAACAGAGAGUCUCUAAAGAUAUCCACACCAUUAGAACCCACUUCGAAAAAUAUGGUUACCAAGCUCCUUGUGAUGCAGAAAACCCAGACGCAGGCGCCAACGAUCAAGAAGCAGAGGAUGAAGGUAACUCAGAGGGGGAAGAAGACGGAAGCCAGGAGGAGGAUGAGGGGGGAGAGUCUUCAUCGUCUCCAAAAACGAAGCGGCCCUUCACCGACGAGAUGAGAACCCCUCAGCUCUCAGAUGUUGGUCUGUCUGCGUUGCAGUUAAAGAGGGCUCUGGGUGGGGCUGAGUGGUGCUCUGAAGGUCCUCCCGUUCCGGAGAUGAAUCUCCCCCGGUCUUCACCCAAAACACCCGCUCCGCCAGCCGUUUACAUGAAUCCCAAACGCGCCCUGCAGAUGGACGACGAAGAGCCGCAGAUUCCCCAGAUGCAUGAGUUUGGCAUCUCAGAGCAAACGAUGUGUCUGAAUAGUGACUUCACUAUGGAUUUGUUCAAGAAGAAGGACCUAAAGCCUGAGAAACCUCAGGAUAUCCCAGUCCCGACAGUCAGCCCUGUGACGGAGAGGUUACACACUCGAGUUGAGGAUUUGAAGUCCCCAGAGCCACCUCUACUUUAUACCCCAGGGUUCAAGAUAAAAAAAGCAGGGGAGCCUGAAUCCCUCUCUCACCAUGGAAACGUGCUGUUGACCCCUGAGCUGCCUGCUUUUCAAACCCAAUGUGUGAACCAGCUGUUCAGCAAAAACAAGAUUACAGAGGCUGAGCCCAUCAACCUGCAAAGCAACGGCGCUUGUGAUGCUGCUGGUGAUGGCGAUGGCCACAUUUUCCGACUUCAAACAACUCCUUGCAAUGGACCAAAUGGCCACAUGUCUUCCUGGGAGUACAAUGUGGCAGAAGGGUCCUUCUGCGAUGUGGAGGCCAUGAAGAUGCCAGAGAAGCCCAACUUGGAGUCUGUUCUGGGAUAUUCCUCACAAACUGCAAACUAUCAAACGCUGAAGGUUGGGGAGAAGGAGUUGGUGAAAAAGGACAGAACCAUCAGCAGACUGGAUCUGGAUGGACCCACCCAGGAGUUCAGCUUAGGGACUCCACGCGUCAGGAUCAACUUCCAGGAACCCGGCACCCCCCAAAUGCCCGAUAUCAGCUCCUAUACACAGGAUAUAUUUAAACUUUUGUCAGAUAGUGAGAUGAACAAAAUCAGCACAACGCCUAUGACCUCGUCUGUCAACUCAGAGAAACAAACACACAGUUCUCCGCCACCAAAGGGUUUGUCUUUGAUUUCAAAGAGUGAGUUUCAGAAGUUGUCACCCUAUCUGAGGCAGAUGACUCUCAGCAGCCUGAACCAAGCCGUCAACAACAUCAACAGAUACACAGCAGAGCACCGUGGAAUAAAAGAGGAAUUUACAUUGGAGGAUUUGAUUUCAAUCAUCAGUGUGGAAACCAAGGCCACCAUAUACAUCCUGUGUCUACAAGAACUCAGGAGGCUACAGCGAGUGGACGCAGCUCUGGAGGCUAAAGUAUACAAACUAAUAACAGAAAAGUAAACGACGUCUAACCGGUCAGCUGAAGAUGAAAACUGACCACUGCUAAAUGGAAAUUCUGACUUUAAUGCUGAGAAUAUGAAAUCAUUUGGAGGAGUCCCACGCUGUCAGAGAUGACAGCUGUUGUAGCUUUCUGUUCUGUUUGAGAGAAAUGUAUAUCACCUUUAUUUUUUAAUGGUUAAUAAAGUCCUAAAUAAUAAAAUCAUAACAUCCUCCU